Trichosurus vulpecula (common brushtail) is the source of this 2427-nucleotide messenger RNA. RefSeq names its product cadherin 15 (gene CDH15). Lineage: Eukaryota; Metazoa; Chordata; Mammalia; Diprotodontia; Phalangeridae. Gene Ontology annotation, biological process: multicellular organism development; cell-cell junction assembly; homophilic cell-cell adhesion. Bases 1 to 2427 code for a protein of 808 amino acids. The record is from RefSeq and is a predicted model, not a curated record. Gene Ontology annotation, molecular function: calcium ion binding; cadherin binding. Gene Ontology annotation, cellular component: plasma membrane; adherens junction; catenin complex. The transcript has 15 exons.
AUGCUGCAGCUUUCUGGAGCCAUGGGUGAGAGUUGGGUGAAGCAGCUUGGAGGUGACCCCUACGUUCCUGAAGUUUGUGAUGACCUGUGCGCCCAAGCUCUGGGAGGCUUUCCAAAGGGCCUCAACCUCUCCAUGGGGAUGACUGUGCCUCCUAGCCCCCUUUAUCUCUGGCGACAUCCAAUGGGGCUGAAUCGAGUCCGGAGAGCCUGGGUCAUCCCACCCAUCAGUGUGUCUGAGAACCACAAGCGGAUUCCCUACACCCUGGUGCAGAUCAAGUCUGAUAAACAACAGCUGGGUAAUGUCAUCUACAGCAUCAAGGGCCCAGGGGUAGAUGAAGAGCCUUUUGGGGUCUUUUCCAUCGAUAAGUUCACCGGGAAAGUGUCCCUCAAUGCCAUGCUGGACCGAGAGAAGACUAACCACUUUAGGCUCAAGGCCUUUGCCCUGGAUCUGGGGGGGUCCACGCUGGAGGACCCGACUGACCUGGAGAUUGUGGUAGUGGAUCAAAAUGACAACCGGCCAGUCUUCCAACAGGAGGUAUUCACCGGCCACGUCCUAGAGGGAGCCAUCCCAGGCACCUAUGUGACAAAGGCCGAAGCUACGGAUGCUGAUGACCCAGACACAGACAAUGCAGCCCUGAGGUACUCGAUUCUGGACCAGGGCGAGACAGAGCAUUUCAGCAUCGAUGAGCUUACGGGCGAGAUCCGAACUGUGCAAGUGGGGCUGGAUAGAGAGGUGGUCGGAGUAUAUAAUCUGACGCUGCAGGUGGCCGACAUGUCUGGGGACGGGCUCACCAACACCGCCACAGCCAUCAUCUACGUGGAUGAUAUCAAUGACAAUGCCCCGGAGUUCACCAAGGAGGAGUUCUCCAUGAGAGCCGAUGAGGCCAUCGGUGGAAUAGAUGUGGGGAGACUCGAAGUUCAGGACAAGGACCUUCCUGGCUCUCCCAACUGGGUGGCCAAGUUCACCAUUCUGGAGGGAGACCCUGGUGGGCAGUUUGCCAUUCGUACAGACCCCAAGACCAAUGAUGGCAUCCUGUCUGUGGUGAAGCCCUUGGACCAUGAAAGCAGAGAGCAGUACCAGCUUCGAGUGGCUGUGCAAAAUGAGGCCCCCCUGCAAGCUACUGCCCCAAAGGCUGCCCGAGGCUUAGCCACAGUGACUGUGAAGGUGCAGGAUGUGAAUGAGCCACCCGUCUUCCACACCAACCCUCUUCGAGUCAGUGUGGCUGAGGGGGCUGCCCCUGGGACUGAUGUCACCACCUUCUUUGCCCGAGACCCAGACACCCAGCAACAUCAGCAUAUCAGUUACUUCAAAGACUAUGACCCCGAGGACUGGCUUCGAGUGGACCGUGCCACUGGUCGGAUCCAAACUAAGCGUGCUAUCAACCCAGCCUCACCCUUCCUCAAAGAUGGCUGGUACAGGGCCAUCAUCCUGGCCAGUGAUGAUGCUUCCCCAGCUCGCACAGCCACGGGUACCCUGUCCAUAGAGAUUCUGGAGGUCAAUGACCAUGCACCACUCCUGACCACACCAACCGGUACCCUGUGCAGUGACCCUGGCCAGGGGUCUGGCCUCAUCCUCAGUGCUACCGAUGAGGACUUGCCUCCACAUGGGGCCCCCUUUCACUUCCAACUGAGCCCCAGCUCUCCUGAACUGGCAAGAAACUGGAGCAUCAGCCAACUCAAUGUGACUCAUGCCCGGUUACGCUUGCGGACAGAGGCUCAGGAGGGGCUGUACAGUCUGGCCCUCCUGCUCCAAGACUCGGGGCAGCCCCCCCAGCAGCUGGAGCAGCUGCUCAACGUGACCGUGUGCCGCUGUGGGGAGGCCGGGGUCUGCACCCCUGGGGCAGCUGCCCUUCUGGCCGGUGGGGCAGGCAUCAGCCUAGUGGCCCUAGUCAUCGUCCUGGCCAGUGUCAUCCUUCUACUCUCACUCAUCUUGUUGGUGGCCAUCUUUGAGCGCUUUCGCCAGCGAGUCCGGGAGAAGGGCCUGCUGGAUGGGCUGCAGGAUGAUGUUCGGGACAAUAUCCUCAACUAUGAUGAGCAGGGAGGUGGAGAGGAAGACCAGGAUGCCUACGACAUCAACCAGCUUCGUCACCCUGCAGAGCUGGUGCCUCAGACCUCCUUUCGGGGGAGACAGCCUCUGCGAAAGGACACACCCUAUCACCGGGUACCUCCACAGCCCUCCCGGGCCCUGCCCACCAGUCCCUCGGACAUUGCUGACUUCAUCAGUGACGGUCUAGAAGCAGCUGACAAUGACCCCAGCGUCCCACCCUACGACACAGCGCUCAUCUAUGACUAUGAGGGGGAAGGCUCCUUGGCAGGAACGCUCAGCUCCAUCCUCUCAAGCUUGGGAGAUGAGGACCAGGACUACGAUUACCUCAGGGACUGGGGGCCCAGAUUCACUCGGCUGGCGGACAUGUACGGGCAGCCCUGA